AUGCCCGCUCAUAAGAACAUCAGACUCGCGGUAUCGUUCCGUGGAUUUCGGAUGGGCUCCGAAAAUGCCUUGCAGGAGACAUUGAUGCGUCGCCUGGGGUCAGAAAACCCAAAAGACAUAACGAUCGAAGCCGUUGUUGACGAUCGCCACGAUCAUCACAUCUCGACACGCGCGAAUUUAAAGGCUAUCGUCGUUGUUAGGAUCCCCUACCAUGCACAACUGCUUCUUAGAGCGUCAAGUUCGAAUGAUUUGGUAGACCCAGGAUCCCGCGACCACAUCAGGAUCGUCCCCUGGACUGCUGGACGAGAAAGGGUCGCCCAUUCGGGUCCCGCAGAGCAGCUCACCUCACCUCCCCCCAUCGCCAUCGAGCCCGCCCCCCUCUCGAGCUCGGUGAUGACGAGUGAAGCCCAGACAUCCGAUCCGGAGCAGAAAGGGUCCCCCCCCGCGAACUCGGUGACGAAGCACAACCCAGAAGGUUUCCAGGAGAGCGCAAUGGCUCUUGAAUCAGACCUCGAGGAUGAGAUAGAAGUCCUCUUGCAAGUGUUUCCACGCCACGAUGUUGCGGGCUUAGCGAAGGCGGUAUGCGCAGCCUUUCAGAAGCGGAAGAAAGAAGACGAUUUGGCGACGGCGGGACCCCCAACGAAGCGAGCGCGUCUGGAUGGUGGGGGCUCACUCAUUUCCGGCCUCCACGGCACCCGCCAGAGCCGUUAUUCAGCGUCGCGCCAGAGUGCGCACGACACUCUCGAUCGGCUAUUCAAGUCAGGUGUCCCGGUUGAUUUGGUCAAUUUGCAUCUCGAACAUCUCGAAACGACGGCGAGGUUCACGGGCAUUCUGCAGGAUGACAUUAGGCCCAUCACGUCGGUUUAA
Messenger RNA from Cantharellus anzutake, 867 nucleotides. RefSeq lists its product as uncharacterized. Lineage: Eukaryota; Fungi; Basidiomycota; Agaricomycetes; Cantharellales; Hydnaceae. The transcript is spliced from 4 exons. The coding region runs from base 1 to 867 and encodes 288 amino acids. The record is from RefSeq and is a predicted model, not a curated record.